AUGGAAGGCAACAACCAACUUACGCUUCUGAUGAACAGAGACAAUUGGGGAAACAGGGUCAUAAGUAAGGCUUCUUGGGAUGGCCAUAUUUUGAGUGGUCGUUGCGAAAAUAGCAACUGUACGUGGCUUGCUAUUUCUAAACGAGGCCGAGUCGCGUUUCUCAUGAGUAGAACGUUGGUUGAUGACGACAUUGUUCCAUUCCGCGGCUGCGAGUUUUACCCCUCUCAAUUCUUGGAGAGCAAUAUGAGUCCUUGGGAGUUUGCCGUUGAUGUACAGCGUGAAAGGGAUAUACAAAAUAAAUGGUCCUAUAGCCUUAUUGUCGCAGACAUGGCUUCGAAUUCAAUGGUUCAUAUCAGGAAACCUGAGAAAGAUGAGCCGAAUGUCAUGAUAGGAUUCGUUCCGUCUGGUGUGCAUACACUUUCUCCUGUCCACGGUCUCGAUUCCGCAAUCUCUGAGAGGGAUAUACACCUGAGAGACCGAUUUACUCAGAUGAUUGGUCAUUUGGGAAACGAUCCACUACCACAGCUUAGGGAGUUUGCUAGCAACUUUAUGUUUAGUCCUGUGGGAGAAGGUCAAGAAACGGUGUUUGUGGAUGAAAUGGCUAACCAUCCUGAUUUACAACUUGCGCUCGGAAUGCAACGAUAUGGAACAACAAGUACGACUGCUUUGGUUGUGAAACGCACUGGGGAAGUGAAGAUCUUCGAGAGGUACUGGGAGGAGAAUGGUCAAUGGACCGAGAACAACUUGCCCGAUUUCACCUUCCAAGACAACUAG
Camelina sativa (false flax) is the source of this 774-nucleotide messenger RNA. RefSeq lists its product as uncharacterized. The record is from RefSeq and is a predicted model, not a curated record. Lineage: Eukaryota; Viridiplantae; Streptophyta; Magnoliopsida; Brassicales; Brassicaceae.